AUGAAGUCCAUCAUGAAGAUCGCUGGCGCCGCCAUCAUCGCCUUCAUGGCUACCACCGUCGCCGGCUUGCCGGCCACCACUGGCGCCGAGAACCAAGCUCCGGCUGCCAUCGUCGCCGAGAAGGCUGCUCAGACCAUCACCCCUAGUGGCUGCAACCCACCAGCUUGGGACCGCUGCAGCGCCGAGGAGAAGCAGUACCUGCUCGACCACGCCUGCGACUUCCGCCUGUGCCUCAUGGCCGGCAACUGCACUCCCUGCUAA
Cercospora beticola is the source of this 261-nucleotide messenger RNA. RefSeq lists its product as uncharacterized. The record is from RefSeq and is a predicted model, not a curated record. NCBI's taxonomy places the organism in Eukaryota, Fungi, Ascomycota, Dothideomycetes, Mycosphaerellales, Mycosphaerellaceae.